Symphalangus syndactylus (siamang) is the source of this 10417-nucleotide messenger RNA. It is a transcript of the gene ALPK3, whose product is annotated as alpha kinase 3. NCBI's taxonomy places the organism in Eukaryota, Metazoa, Chordata, Mammalia, Primates, Hylobatidae. Gene Ontology annotation, molecular function: protein serine/threonine kinase activity; ATP binding. Gene Ontology annotation, biological process: protein phosphorylation; cardiac muscle cell development. Gene Ontology annotation, cellular component: nucleus. The record is from RefSeq and is a predicted model, not a curated record.
GCGGGCAGGGGCCCGGGGGCCGGGGCCUAGAGGACAGGCGAGGCAGCGGCGGGUGCGGGGCCGGCGGUCGGGGAGGGCGGUGCCAUGGGGUCGCGGAGGGCCCCUAGUCGGGGCUGGGGCGCGGACGGGCGGUCGGGGGCGGGGGUCGACGGUGAGGACGACGGCCCCGUGUGGAUCCCCAGCCCAGCCAGCCGGAGCUACCUGCUCAGCGUGCGGCCCGAGACCAGCUUAUCAAGCAACCGGUUGUCUCACCCCAGCUCUGGAAGGAGCACCUUCUGCUCCAUCAUUGCUCAGCUCACAGAGGAGACCCAGCCACUAUUUGAGACCACGCUCAAGUCCCGGUCUGUGUCCGAGGACAGCGACGUCAGGUUCACCUGCAUCGUCACAGGAUACCCAGAGCCAGAGGUGACCUGGUACAAGGAUGAUACGGAGUUGGACCGCUACUGUGGCUUGCCAAAAUAUGAGAUCACUCAUCAGGGCAACCGCCACACACUGCAGCUGUACAGGUGUCGAGAAGAAGAUGCCGCCAUCUACCAGGCCUCUGCCCAGAACAGCAAGGGCAUUGUGUCCUGCUCAGGGGUCCUGGAGGUGGGCACCAUGACCGAGUACAAGAUCCACCAGCGCUGGUUCGCCAAGUUGAAGCGCAAGGCUGCAGCAAAGCUGCGCGAGAUCGAGCAGAGCUGGAAGCACGAGAAGGCGGCGCCCGGGGAGGCCGACACGCUGCGCAAGCUCAGCCCCGACCGCUUCCAGCGAAAGCGGCGAUUGAGCGGGGCUGAAGCGCCAGGCCCCUCGGUCCCUACCAGGGAGCCUGAGGGUGGGACCCUGGCGGCUUGGCAGGAGGGAGAGACUGAGCCUGCUCAGCACUCAGGUUUGGGCCUGAUCAACAGUUUUGCUUCUGGAGAAGUGACCACCAACGGGGAGGCUGCCCCCGAGAAUGGGGAGGACGGAGAGCAUGGCUUGCUGACAUACAUCUGUGACGCCAUGGAGCUGGGGCCUCAGAGAACCCUCAAAGAGGAGAGUGGGGCCAAGAAGAAAAAGAAAGAUGAGGAAUCCAAGCAAGGCCUGCGGAAGCCAGAGUUAGAGAAGGCAGCCCGAAGCCGCCGUUCUUCAGAAAACUGCAUCACCAGCUCGGACGAGCCUGACUCCUGUGGGACUCAGGGACCCGUGGGCGUGGAGCAGGUUCAGACCCAGUCUAGAGGCAGGGCUGCACGGGGGCCUGGGUCCUCUGGCACAGAUAAUACCAGGAAGCCAGCCUCUGCUGUGGGCACUCCAGACAAGGCCCAGAAGGCCCCUGCCCCGGCGCUGGCCCCUGGCCCAGGCCCAGGCCCAGGCCAGGAAGUGUAUUUCUCCUUGAAGGACAUGUACCUGGAGAACACCCGGGCAGUCAGGCCUCUGGGGGAAGAGGGCCCCCAGACCCUGAGUGUCCGGGCGCCUGGAGAGAGUCCCAAGGGGAAGGCACCCCUCAGGGCUAGAAGCGAGGGGGUGCCUGGCACUCCCGGCCAGCCCACACACUCCUUGACCCCCCAGCCAACUAGGCCUUUCAACAGAAAGAGAUUUGCCCCUCCAAAGCCCAAAGGAGAGGCCACCACUGACAGCAAGCCCAUUUCUUCUCUGAGUCAAGCUCCAGAAUGCGGGGCCCAGAGCUCAGGAAAGUCCCCACCUCAGGCCUCUGUGCAGGUGCCGACACCCCCUGCCCGGCGGAGACAUGGCACCCGGGACAGCCCGUUGCAGGGGCAAGCAGGCCACAGGACUCCAGGAGAGGUCCUGGAGUGCCAGACAACCACGGCUCCUACCAAGUCGGCCAGCAGCAGCUCUGAUGUAGCCUCCAUUGGUUGUAGCACCUCCGGAAGUCAAGAUAUCAUUGAACCCAUGGAUAUGGAAACCCAGGAGGAUGGGAGAACGUCUGCUAACCAGAGAACUGGAAGCAAGAAGAAUGUGCAGGCAGAUGGGAAGACACAAGUGGAUGGAAGGACCAGGGGAGAUGGAACACAGACAGCCCAGAGGACAGGGGCAGAUAGGAAGACGCAGGCAGAUGCUGGGACACAAGAAAGCGAGAGGCCACAGUCAGACAGGAGUGCACAGAAGGGCAUGAUGACACAGGGAAGGGCAGAGACACAGCUAGAAACAACACAGGCAGGUGAGAAGAUACAGGAAGACAGGAAGGCCCAGGCAGAUAAGGGCACACAGGAAGACAGAAGGAUGCAGGGAGAGAAGGGGAUGCAGUCAGAGGGGUGCGCACCCACAGCCACGGAAGGUCAGUCAGAGCAGGAGGCGGCAACCAGCCUCGGCCCACCAUCCAGAACCCCCGAACUCCCACCUACUGUGGGUCCUAGAGCUCCUCCGAAUAUUGAAUGUUUUACACAGACCCCAGAAGGGUCUUGUUCCCCAGAAAAACCUGGUUUCCUGCCCAGAUCUGAGGAGGCAGUAGUAACAGCCUCCAGGAACAAUGAGCAAACUGUGCUGGGUCCCCUGUCAGGGAACCUCAUGCUCCCAGCACAGCCGCCCCAUGAGGGGAGUGUGGAGCAGGUGGGAGGAAAGAGAUGCCAAGGGCCACAGUCGUCAGGCCCAGUCGAGGCCAAGCAGGAGGACAGCCCGUUUCAGUGUCCCAAGGAGGAGCAGCCAGGGGGAGUGCCGUGUAUGGAUCACGGUGGCUGUCCUCCAGCUGGCUUGAGCCAGGAGGUACCCACGAUGCCUUAUCUUCCUGGAACUGGGCUGACUGCUAGCCCAAAGGAGGGGUCAAGUAGCACCCCGACUUCUCAGCACGGGAGCACAGCUGCCUUCCUUCCCUCUGAGGAUCAGGCCCUGAUGAGUUCUGCCCCAACACUGCACCUGGGGCUGGGGACCCCCACUCAGAGUCACCCACCAGAAACCAUGGCCACCAGCAGUGAGGGGGCCUGCGCCCAGGUACCAGAUGUGGAGGGGCGGACCCCAGGUCCCCGGAGCUGUGACCCUGGCCUCAUAGAUUCCCUGAAGAACUACCUGCUUCUGCUGCUGAAGCUGUCCAGCACAGAGACAAGUGGAGCAGGGGGAGAGUCCCAGGUGGGGGCAGCCACCGGAUGUCUGGUGCCCUCAGCCACUCUGACACCCACUGUGGAAGUGGCUGGGCUUAGUCCCCGGACAUCAAGGCGCAUCCUGGAGCGUGUGGAGAACAACCACCUGGUGCAGAGUGCACAGACCCUGCUGCUGAGCCCCUGUACCUCCCGCCGCCUCACCGGCCUCCUGGACCGCGAGGUGCAGGCUGGCCGCCAGGCCCUUGCUGCUGCCCGAGGCUCCUGGGGUUCUGGUGCCAGCUCUCUCACUGUCCCUGCCAUUGUGGUAGAUGAGGAGGGUCCUGGGCUGGCCUCAGAAGGAGCCAGUGAGGGUGAGGGAGAGGUUUCCCUUGAGGGGCCUGGCCUCCUGGGGGCCACUCAGGAGAGCAGCAUGGGUGGUCGACUGGGGGAGGCAGGUGGGCAGGCAGCCCCUGGGCAGGGACCUUCAGCAGAGAGCAUAGCCCAGGAGCCCUCUCAAGAGGAGAAGUUCCCAGGGGAGGCUCUGACAGGUCUCCCGGCAGCUACACCUGAGGAACUGGCUCUAGGGGCCCGAAGGAAGAGAUUUCUCCCUAAGGUCAGAGCAGCAGGAGACGGGGAGGCAACCACAUCUGAAGAAAGGGAGAGCCCCACAGUUUCCCCCCGGGGGCCCAGGAAAAGCCUGGUGCCUGGGUCCCCGGGGACUCCAGGGCGGGAGAGACGCUCCCCUACACAGGGCAGAAAAGCAAACAUGCUGGAGGUGCCUCGGGCAGAGGAGGAGCUGGCGGCAGGAGACCUGGGCCCCAGCCCCAAGGCUGGCGGUCUGGACACAGAGGUGGCCCUGGAUGAAGGCAAGCAGGAGGCACUGGCCAAGCCCAGGAAAGCCAAAGACCUGCUGAAAGCCCCACAGGUGAUCCGGAAGAUUCGGGUGGAGCAGUUUCCUGAUGCCUCCGGUAGCCUGAAGCUCUGGUGCCAGUUUUUCAACAUUCUUAGUGACUCAGUCUUGACAUGGGCCAAGGAUCAGCGCCCAGUGGGCGAGGUGGGCAGGAGUGCAGGGGAUGAGGGGCCGGCAGCCUUGGCCAUCGUGCAGGCCUCCCCCGUAGACUGCGGCGUGUAUCGGUGCACCAUCCACAACGAGCACGGCUCGGCCUCCACCGACUUCUGCCUCAGCCCUGAGGUGUUGUCAGGAUUCAUCGCCAGAGAAGAAGGUGAAGUUGGAGAAGAGAUUGAGAUGACCCCUAUGGUGUUUGCUAAGGGUCUGGCUGACUCUGGCUGCUGGGGGGACAAGCUCUUUGGGCGACUGGUAAGCGAGGAGCUCCGAGGGGGUGGAUAUGGGUGUGGCCUUCGGAAGGCCUCCCAGGCCAAGGUCAUCUACGGGCUGGAACCCAUCUUCGAGUCGGGCCGCACGUGCAUCAUCAAGGUGUCCAGCCUGCUUGUGUUUGGGCCCAGCAGUGAGACUUCUCUUGUGGGCAGAAACUACGACGUCACCAUCCAGGGGUGCAAGAUCCAGAACAUGAGUCGGGAGUACUGCAAAAUCUUCGCAGCAGAAGCCCGGGCCGCGCCUGGCUUUGGGGAGGUGCCUGAGAUCAUCCCACUGUAUCUGAUCUACCGGCCUGCAAACAAUAUCCCAUAUGCUACCCUGGAGGAAGACCUGGGCAAGCCCCUGGAGUCUUACUGUUCUCGGGAAUGGGGCUGUGCUGGGGCUCCGACAGCAUCUAGCAGCUCUGAGGCCAUGCAGAAAUGCCAGACCUUCCAGCACUGGCUGUAUCAGUGGACAAAUGGCAGCUUCCUUGUCACAGAUUUGGCAGCUCUCUGCAGGCCUACUGUCUUUAAGCACAACUGGACAGGGGAGAGGAACAGAGAAAAUGCUCAGGGGACGGCAAGGUUGCUGGGAAUAUCACGCAUUAUUAAAUCUUGUCUCUGCGGGGUUGAUUGGAAGAUGACUGAUGUGCAGAUUGCUACCAAACUUCGAGGAUACCAGGGCCUCAAGGAAAGCUGCUUCCCUGCCCUGCUGGACCUGUUCGCCUCCUCCCACCAGUGCAACGCCUACUGUGAGCUGCUGGGGCUAACACCCCUCAAGGGCCCUGAGGCGGCCCACCCCCAAGCCAAAGCCAAAGGCUCUAAGAGUCCAUCUGCUGGCAGGAAAGGCUCCCAACUGAGUCCUCAGCCCCAGAAGAAAGGCCUCCCUAGUCCUCAGGGCACCCGGAAAAGUGCUCCAAGUUCCAAGGCCACCCCUCAGGCCUCAGAGCCAGUCGCCGCUCAGUUGUUGGGACAGCCUCCCACCCAAGAGGAGGGCUCCAAGGCCCAGGGCAUGCGGUAGCCUCAACGGGAGGCUGGGGGCCUCCACCCAGCAGCAGACCAACCAGGAAGCAGCUUGAACCAGAUGGAGACUUUCCAAAUAUGGAACUAACUGGAGAAGGUGCACGAAGGAGACACCACUUGGGGACCUCUCUGAGCAGGCUCUCCUGAAUCAGCUUGUCAUCAGAUGGCUUUGGUGCAUGGCACAUAGCCCACUGGCCUCUUCUGGUGCCACUGUCACCCAGGGCUCCCAGGCCUCAAGCAGGCCCCACCUCCGAGUGCCUGGCAGCCUAGGCCCUCCUUGAAGUUUACACUUUGUCACUGCUGGAGGCUCCCCUGAGUCCUCUGCAUGAGUUCUGCACCCCAAGCUCUUGCCCCAGCCCAGUCCAGCAGCAGAUGUUAUAAUCUGAGUGAGGACAUGCAGGCCAGCAUUUCCCCGCCUGCAUUUGCCUGGCCCUGAUCUUGCCUGUCCUCAGGGAUCCAGACUUCCUCUGCUGGUCUGGCCUGGUGACUCUCAGGGUAUCUUCUCCUUCCAGCUGCUUUGGCUCACUGAUCUCAGCUUAUCCUGCGACUAACCGUCCUUGAGCCCAGGCGAGGCUCAGGGCCCUUCCAGAGCCUGUCAUGUCCUUGUGCAGUGGCCUUUGAUGUGUGUUCAUGCUCUUCCCCCUUCACUCACUCACCUGCUUCCCAUGCUCCCUUGUACCCUCUCGCCACAUCCCUGUCUUGGGGCCCAGCUGCAGCCCUGCCUGCCCUUCAUGGCUCUGCGCACGGCCCUUUGCUUGAGGGCUCCCCACUCCCUGCCCACCAAUACCCAGGUGACGAACAGACCCUCUGGCCUCUCACCCCACUUCAGUGCUCCCUUCCCCAACUUCUCUCGGGCUCUUUGCUCACAAGGUGAGAGCUGGCGUGAGGGUUGUGUCAGCAGCUGUAGCCAGAGAGAGGUGUUGACUCUGAGAGACCUUGCACUCCAUACUGAAAGGAGGUGGGGUCACAGUGAAUUUAACAUCCCCUCUCAACCAGGAGUGGAGGGCUAGGUCCCUUCCCCAUGGGGAGUACACUUGGGUGUUCUAGGAGGGAUGCAGUCUAUCCAUGCACUUGGGUGGAGGGGAGUCUCUGUGCCUGGGGAUUAGGACCCCUGCCCCUUUUGAUCAGUUGUUGGGACAGCCUCCCACCCAAGAGGAGGGCUCCAAGGCCCAGGGCAUGCGGUAGCCUCAACGGGAGGCUUAGCUUUUGAUCCUGGGGCCCCAGCUCUGGGUCCUCAUGUGUGGGCCCCCAAGGACCCAGCAGCCUGGGUCCUUCCAGCGCAUCCCUCCUGGAAGCCUGGGAUGGGGUAGGUCUGCAGCUAGCCUGCUUCCCUUGGAAUGCAAUAAAGGCAGCAUUGUGUGCCCUGCUUGCCCUCAUCUGGUGUGGCUGGAGGUCUGUAGAGUCAGGGUCCCCCUCUCCCAGGCAGCUUCUCUGAGGGCAUUCUGUAGUCCCAGGCCCACUGGAAAAAUGAAUCUAUAUUUUGGUUCCUGGACCGAAGUUCAGUUGCAGCCUUCUGUGGCCACAGAAAGACAGCCUGUGCUUCUUGCACAACUGAGCUGCUGGUGUGUGCCCCUUAGCAGGGUGUCUGGGGACUUAUACCUUUGGAAUUGCUUUUCAUUCAGAAGAGGAACACAAAGGAAGCCACCCAGGAAGGAAGCACAGAGCUGGGGGCUCUGGAAACGCCCUGUGUCUCUGGCUACAGCAAGACCAGCCCAGGAGCCCACCAGCACCUGCCUCUCAGCUACUUGCUGACCAUUUCCUGCUUCUCAAGCUGCAGAGAAGCUUUUCAUUCCCACCCCCACCCAGAACCUCCCCUUGCCUAACAUUUCCCCUCUAUGGUAACAUCUCUGACUUCUCUACCUCCUCUGUGCUCAGGCGACUCCACAUCUUCUGCCCCAGUGUGUCCCCACCUCUCCCAGCCUGUAUAUCCAGAUUACUUUGGUGAACUGAGAGCUGGAGUACUGUUCAUUCAUUUAUUCAUUCACCCACUCAUUCAGCAGACAUAUACUGAGCGCUACUUUAUGCCAGACCCUGGGCUGGCAGCUGUUUGGAGGCAAAGAUGUAUGAGGCCAUCUCAGGAGAGACUACCUGUUAGGAUUCUUGAGUUUUGACCAACAGAAAUGAACUUGGACCAACUUAAGCAAGGAAAAAGGUUCAUGGGAAGGAUGCUGGGAUAGCUCACAGAACCAAAAGAAUAGCUGAACAAUUAAUUGGCCUUGGGAAGGGUGGGAGCUGGGGCAACUACAAGGCUUGCCUCCCAGGAGCUGCUGUGGUUGGCACAUCAACACCAACUUGCCAUUGGGUCUAGUGGGUCCCCUUCCACUCGAUUCAAAUUCCAAGUGAAAGAAUCUGGCCUGGAGCUCAGGGCUUCAUAGAGUGGGAGGAAGGCAGUUUUCCAAAGGAUGCGGACUCUUGUCGCAUGGAAUGGUGGAGUACGGAAGGGUAGAAAGGGUUUGGUAGGCAAACCCUGAAGAUGCUUCUAACACACAUGCUGUUCUUCCCAUCUCAUGUAUGAUGACUCUCCCACAGAUAACCAAAACCACAUUUCUCUCUGCUUAGGGAAUUCAGGAGCAUAUCUAACUUCGAAUUCCAGGGGUAAUGAUACAGCUUCUAUUCUCCAAAGUCCAAUGUCACUAGGGAUAAUCUCCCUCUUUCAGUUUUAUCACAAUUCCAUUUUGAAAUUCUACAACCUGUAGAUUAACUGGUAAAAUUAACCAUAUUCAACCAAAAUUAUAUAACCCAGCAAGAAAGGAAGGAUGGGUAAAUUCUACAGUCCAUUUCUAGAACUGGUCAUGAGAACUCAUGUUUAUGAUGAUGGACUUUGGACCUGGUGGAGGGACCCAAACCUUCAAUUCUGAAGCUCCUUAGUGGUCCUACCUGUGUGACAGGCAUUUACUAUUGGACUGGCAGUCCCAGGACAAACUCCAGGAAUCCCCCCAUGUCCAUCUCUACUCCUGCCCUCUUUUACGUAGCAGCAAUCAUAUUUUCCCUUGAUAGGGUUCAUCAUUCUAGAUACUCCCGUGACCUCUUUAUAAUAAACCUGAAGUGGCCUGGUGGCUGCCUCAGCUUCCAAUUCAGUUGAAUUGCUACUACGUCUUUGAGGAUGUGCUCCUUGCUGGGGGACUAAACUCUCCACACCAGCCCAGUCCCAAACCUCAAGUAUGAGAAAAGCAUUGAGAUCUAGCAAUAGCAGGGCCAUGUCCACACUGCGUCCUAUCCCUGAGGAGAAACAGCGCCAGGUAUGGUUGCCGGCUCCUAGCACAUGCUGCCUCCUGCAGGCCUGACCCAGCCUCUCGGGGUGUUGCUUCUGGUGCCAUAGUUGAAUUUUCAACAAACCAUUUCACCACACUCUCAAGCCAGCUGCUGCUGGUUUGUGGGUUCCUGACAACAUGAGUGAAUGCCUACCCAUCAACCCAUUACUCUUCUUUUAGCUGUAAAGUGAAUUCUCCGGUUGGGUGCAGUAUGUGAGGAGGUCACAUGAUGUUUAUGGCAUUUGAUAAUUCCGUGGAUAUUGAUGGCAGGAGAGGGGUGAUGGGUUAGAAAAGCAAAUCCAGAUCCAGAACAAGGGCCCAAAAGAGCCAAGACAAGUUAAUGCCCCUCUCAGAGCCACAGGUGUAGACGGGGAAGCACUGUGGACAGUGAGUGAGCUACCCACACACCCGCUGGUGUCUUCAGAGCCUUAGCCUGGAGCGACAGCGUCCCGUUGAUAAUAGAGUGCACUGGCCAUGCCAGACUUUACAGCUAGGUGGUCAGAUAAGACCACUUCACAAGGGGCAGCAUGGCCACCAAGUGUGCCAGGGCCAAGGGUUUAGGUUCCCCCAGAGCCCAGUGGUGAGCCAGAGGGGCAUUUUGCACAAAGAUAAUGGUUACUUUUCGGCCGGAGCAUCGCUUGGCUCCAAAUCCUGGGUUCCCCUAUCAUAUUUUCUUGUCAGUACUUACUGCAAGCUAUAUAUGUCUCUUUGGUAUGCCACCAAUGGAAAGACACCUCACGCACCGUUGACCUGCCGGGUCAGGUGGCCUGAGGGCAGUGUCAGCUGCAUGAAAGACUUUCCCAGCUGGAAUGCCUUUGCCUGCUCUAGGCCCACCCCAAAGCUGGCAGCCUUCUAGGUCAGUUGGAAAAUGGGUUAGAACAAGAUGCCCCAAAGUGGCAUAAAUUGCGUGGAAUUAGGCCUUGGUGGCGAGGGAUUCAACAUACAGUCAUUUGUCCUACAUUAUGAAGGAAACAUUCUGACCUCAAACAGAUCCCUCAACCCUAGAACUUUAUAGAAGGGGCAGACCUUGGCAUUUUCACAUGAUUUAUCUCCCACUCUGAUUCACAUAUGUUUGACCAAGGCACUGGGCAGCUGCCAAUUUCCCGUCCCUUCUGUAGUCCCAGAUGAAUGGAUACAGAUCUCUUUGGGGAAGGCUGCAAGGAAGGUUCACAACAUGCAUCUAAGUGUUAAAAUAAGUUUUUCCUUCAAAAAGACAUUUGACUUCCUCUCCAUUUAAGGUCUGGAAAUCAAGUGGGAGAUCUUGACUUUACCUUGGCACUUGAGACAGACCUAUUGGCCCAGAAGUCUUUAGUUAAGGUCAUUACUAGGCCAUAUUUUAAGGGAGUCUGGCCUUUGUCAUUCCUGGGACCCACAGCUUGAGGUCUGGUUUCCAUGCCCUGUCCAUUACGAUGAGCGCCCUAUUUUGUUCCUUCUGUCUAUCUCUGCUGCUGAGAUCAGGGAGCCCACGUUCACAGCAGCUCUUUCAAGCAGCCUCCCAGGCCUAGAGAGGAAAAUCAGCAGAGCCUUGUGAAUUUAUUUCUCAUGGCAAGAAGGGAGCUCAUCUUCUGGGUCCUGCCAGAGGGCAGUGAGGGGGUUGAUGGGCUGGGUGCAUGCUAGGGACCCAAUCAAGCAUUUUUAUCUUUUGAAAUCUUUGAAUUCUUGCCUUUCUUGGAUGUUUGGUCUUUUGAUAUAAUUUAGCAUGGGCCGACAUUUGGUCCAGAUUUGUAUUAUCCAAGCCCCCCUAAAAUAGUAAGAACUGUAUCUGGCGAUUUGAGCUUUUACAUAGAAUGUAGAAUCUCUGGUGAGUGAACAUAUCAAUAAAGACAACCUGAACCAAAA